GUGGACCCUAGUUGGCUGAAAGAGCACCGUGGACAUCUCGAAUUUUGAAUUACUUUAACACGUGUACAAUCUGUCAGAGCCUGCGUAUUAUCCAGCACUCUCCACCAGAGUAGUAAAGCUUUCUUCUAUUCCGGCUAUACUAGCUUGAGAGAUCAAGAGAAAUUUCAGAGAGAGAAGGAAAUGGAGGGAGAUUGCGAUCUGUCAAAAGAAGAAGAUAGCAGGAAGGUCAUUGUUGUAAUUCUGAUGGGCGCUCCCGGCAGUGGCAAAACCACCUUCUGCAACGACGUCAUGUCCACCGCUCUUCGACCUUGGGUUCGAAUCUGCCAGGACAGCAUUGCAAAUGGCAAAGCUGGAACAAAGUCUCAGUGCUUAAAGAGUGCAGCUGAAGCAUUGAAGCAUGGGAAAAGUGUGUUCAUUGAUAGAUGCAAUUUAGAUAGAGAACAGCGGGUUGAAUUUGUGAAGCUUGGUGGACCACAGGUCGAUGUGCAUGCUGUGGUGCUUGAUCUUCCUGCCAAACUUUGUAUUUCCCGUUCAGUGAAGCGUACCGGGCAUGAAGGAAACCUGCAAGGUGGAAAAGCUGCAGCUGUUGUUAACCGCAUGCUGCAAAAGAAAGAGCUGCCUAAGCUGAGUGAAGGCUAUUCUCGAAUUACAUUUUGCCAGAAUGAAACUGAUGUUCUAGAUGCUGUUAAUACAUACCGUUUGCUGGGCCCAUCAGAUAACCUUUCAUCUGGCUGUUUUGGUCAGAAAAGCACAGACUCCAAAGUCCAGGUCGGCAUAAUGAAAUUCCUGAAGAAAGUAGAUGUUCCCAACAAUGUAGCUUCAAAUGGGAAUAGUCUCCAGGAUUCUGUUAACAGAAAACAGAAUACCGAAAAAGAUUCUUCCUCUGCGGAAUCUGAAAAGAUUAAUACGUGUAUCAGAAAUACCGUCGAGAAAGUCACAGAAGGCAGCAACAAGAUGGAGGGCUCUUUUGGUGGUGGUGAUUCUUGGAAUGAUAUCCCUACUCUAGCUUUUCCAUCUAUCUCGACAGCUGAUUUUCAAUUCAGCCAUGAGAAAGCAUCUGAUAUCAUUGUAGAGCAAGUUGAAGAGUUUUUAAAUAAGGGCGAGAAUGUCAGGCUUGUUUUGGUAGACUUAACUCAUGGAUCACAUAUGUUGUCUUUGGUUGGGGCUAAAGCUGCGAAGAAAAAUAUUGAUUCUAGAAAGUUCUUCACAGUUGUGGGGGAUAUAACUAAGAUCUAUACAGAACGAGGCUUGCGGUGUAAUGUAAUUGCUAAUGCUGCCAACUGGCGGUUAAGACCUGGAGGAGGCGGGGUCAAUGCAGCUAUAUUCAGUGCUGCAGGUGAAGCCCUAGAAAUUGCAACAAAGGAACAGGGUGGAACUCUUGCCCCUGGAAAGUCUGUUGCCAUUCCUCUUCCUCCAUCUUCCCCUCUGUACAAAAGAGAAGGUGUAACUCAUGUCAUCCAUGUCCUUGGACCCAACAUGAAUCCUCAGAGACCAAACUGUCUCCGAAAUGACUAUAUCAAAGGUUGCAAUGUUCUUCGCGAGGCUUACUCAUCCCUUUUCAAAAGCUUCGCAUCUAUAGUGAGAGAACAAAAUACUCUGAAGGAAAGCAGCAAGAAUUUCGGGCCUGGAUCUUCAGAUUCACAUAAAAAUCUCAUCGAACAGUUUCCAAAUACUGAUCAAAAGAUCAAGCGGGAGGGUUGCUAUGAAUCUGAGAGAAACAAGAAAAGUAAAGCACUUCCGUUUGAACAGAUUGUGAUGGAUGAUGAAUGCGGUCAUUCUGGAGAUACUUCUGCAAUGUCACAACCUAAUGAAAACAUGAGUAUGUCUUCUGUUGGUGACGUGCAUGAUGGUAAGGUUCAGCAGAAGAAUGAGAAGAUUGAUAGAGAUGUGAAAAAGAGUUGGGGCUCAUGGGCCCAAGCUCUUUACCAUAUUGCCAUGCAUCCCGAACAGCAUAAGGAUAACCUUCUGGAGAUAUUAGAUGAUGUUGUUGUGCUGUAUGAUCUUUAUCCCAAGGCGAAGAGGCACCUUUUGGUAUUAGCAAGGAGGAAUGGCCUUGAUCGUCUUGCAGAUGUCCAGAAAGAACACCUUCAGUUGUUGAGGACAAUGCACUCUGUGGGAUUGAAGUGGGCUGAAAAGUUCUUGGUCGACGAUGCUUCAUUAAUCUUUCGCCUUGGAUAUCAUUCGGCCCCAUCAAUGCGACAACUGCACCUUCAUGUUAUCAGCCAGGAUUUCAAUUCCUCGCACUUAAAGAACAAGAAGCACUGGAACUCAUUUAACACUGCUUUCUUUCGGGAUUCUGUUGAUGUGAUUGAAGAGAUUGAGAACCAGGGGAAGGCGAUUUUGAACAGUGAUGACAAACUGCUGUCAAUGGAGUUGCGGUGCCAUCGAUGUAGGAGCGCGCAUCCUAAUAUACCUCGCCUCAAGGCCCACAUCAGUAAUUGCCGAGUUCCUUUUCCCGCUGCUUUACUCCAAAAUGGCUGUCUAGUUCAUGCGCCCUCUAGACCUGUUUGUGAAGCCUAGGUAUGUACGGUUAACCUUUUGUCAGAUUUUGUUGUAUGUACAGUUGUUGGAUUCAUGAAUCUCAUAUUUCAAAAAAAAAAAAAAAUCCGGAUUCAUGAAUCUCAGCAUUUAGCAUGCAUUUAGAGUGUAAGAACAAAAUCUGAACCAUACAUCCCAUGGGCUAUGCUAAAAAUGGUUCUCAGUAACCAAAAUUUUGGACAA
Magnolia sinica is the source of this 2721-nucleotide messenger RNA. Its product is annotated as transcription factor bHLH140. Gene Ontology annotation, cellular component: nucleus. NCBI's taxonomy places the organism in Eukaryota, Viridiplantae, Streptophyta, Magnoliopsida, Magnoliales, Magnoliaceae. Gene Ontology annotation, biological process: double-strand break repair; single strand break repair. The coding region runs from base 181 to 2520 and encodes 779 amino acids. The transcript has 6 exons. Gene Ontology annotation, molecular function: mismatched DNA binding; DNA 5'-adenosine monophosphate hydrolase activity; single-strand break-containing DNA binding. The record is from RefSeq and is a predicted model, not a curated record.